Centropristis striata (black sea bass) is the source of this 3935-nucleotide messenger RNA. It is a transcript of the gene elapor1, whose product is annotated as endosome-lysosome associated apoptosis and autophagy regulator 1. NCBI's taxonomy places the organism in Eukaryota, Metazoa, Chordata, Actinopteri, Perciformes, Serranidae. Bases 175 to 3126 code for a protein of 983 amino acids. The record is from RefSeq and is a predicted model, not a curated record. Gene Ontology annotation, biological process: positive regulation of vacuole organization; autophagosome assembly. Gene Ontology annotation, cellular component: extracellular exosome; late endosome; trans-Golgi network. The transcript is spliced from 22 exons.
AGCAGAAGUCAGGUGAGACACAUAUUCAGUCAAACGUUAAAACAUGACUCAGAGUAAAAUCUAAGCCAAUCAGCUGUCUGUCAGAGUGAAGCCCCGCCCCCAGCAGCACCUGAGGGUGCAGGUCAGGUCCCUGCUGCUCUGUCUGCAUCACUUCAGCUCUGACAGGAGGCGACGAUGCAGCGAGGCCCGAGCACACACCUGCACCACCUGGUGCUGUGGCUGCUGUUUGCACGAGCCGCUGCGGAUCUGCCCAUGUGCAAAGAGUCAGAUUAUCACUUUGAGUACACAGAGUGUGACGUCCUCGGGUCCCGAUGGAGAGUGGCGGUUCCCAACAAAGCUGACACGUGCACAGGACUCCCAGAUCCUGUCAAAGGCACUCAGUGCACCUUCUCCUGCAGUGAGGGAGAGUUCCUGGACAUGCAGUCUCAGCAGUGUCAGAAAUGCGCUGCAGGCACCUACUCUCUGGGCACCGGCGUGGCCUUUGAUGAGUGGGACAGCUUGCCAUCUGGUUUUAUCAGCCACGGGGUGACCACCGACGACUGGGACGCCCACAAAAACUGCUUCAACUCCACCUGGACACCAAAGGGCGACUUCAUAGCGUCGAACACAGACGAGUGCACCGGGACGCUGAUAUACGCCGUGAGCCUGAAGAAACCCGGAACCGUGUCCUUUGAGUAUUUCUACCCCGACAGCAGCAUCUACUUUGAGUUCUAUGUUCAGAACGACCAGUGUCAGUCCACAGACUCAGAGAGCCGCUGGAUGAAAGUCACUGAGAGUUCCUUCAGCAAGUACAAGGUGGAGCUGAGCAGCGGCAACAACGUGCUGUACUGGAAGACGACGGCGUACACGCUGCAGGGCGGAGCGGUCAAACCGGUGCUGCUGAAGAACAUCGCCAUCUCAGGGGUGGCCUACACCUCAGAGUGUUUCCACUGUAAGCCCGGCUCCUACAGCGCCAAGCAAGGCUCCGCCCACUGCAUGCCGUGCCCUGCCGACACCUUCUCCAACAAGGGUGCCACCGUCUGCCACCAGUGCGAACCGGAGAAAUAUGCAGAGGCGGCUUCAGGGAUCUGCAAAACCAGACCCCCGUGUACAAACAGUGACUACUUCUACACUCACACACCCUGUAACUCAGAGGGAACGACUCAGCUCAUGUACAAGUGGAUCGAGCCGAAGAUCUGCAGUGAGACUGUGGAAGGUGCGGUGAAGCUGCCGGCGUCUGGGGAGAAGCAGACGUGUCCUCCAUGUAACCCGGGUUUCUCCGUCAGCAACUCGUCCAGCUGCGAGCCCUGUGAAAAAGGUUUCUACUCCAACGGGACAGACUGCACCAUGUGCCCUGUUGGCACGGAGCCGGUGGUGGGUUUCGAAUACAAAUGGUGGAACACGAUGCCAAGCAACAUGAAGAGCUCCAUCUUUCGGCGAGAGUUCGGCGAAUCAGAACACAGCACCGCGUGGGAGGUGGCUGGAGAGUACGUGUACACGGCCCCCGGGGAUCAGGACACAGACUACCUGAUGCUGAUGCUCAACGUCCCUGGAUACAGCCUGCCUCAGUCCAUGGCACAAGACAGUGACAGGACCGAGCUGUCCCGCAUCACCUUCGUCUUUAAGACCUCCUGCACAGCUGACUGUAACUUCUUCUUCCUGGCGGGCUACAACCAGUGGAACAACGACGUGGUGGAGCACUGGAGAGGCAGCAACAGCAGACAGUCCUACUCCUACCUGGUCCAGAGCAACAGCACCACCAGCUUCACCUGGACCUUCCAGAGGACCAACGAGCUCAACGCCGAGAGGAAAUACAGCUCUGAUUCUGCAAAGAUUUUCUCCAUCCACAUCACCAACGUGCAGGGGGGCGUGGCCUCUCAGUGCCGCCGCUGCGCCCUGACCUCCACCGCGGCGGACUCCGCCUGCGUCCCCUGCCCGCCGCGCCACUACCUGGUCAGCGGGACGGGAGUGUGUCGGAGCUGUCCGCCCAACACCUUCAUCAGCACCGAUCAGACCACGGGAGAGGCCGGCUGUGUGCAGUGUGGACCCAACACACAAAGGAACCAGGCCCACACAGCUUGUCUCAGCGACUGUACGCUGGACGUGCAGACGAGAGGAGGCGCGCUGCUGCACUAUAACUUCUCUCCUCUGUCCAACGUCACCGGCUUCCACAGCAGCCUGCGCUUCACCAGCAAAGGCCGCAGAUACUUCCACAGCUUCAACGUGGCUCUGUGUGGGAAAGAGGGCAGAGUGCCGGCUGCCUGCGCGGACAAUGUGACAGAGAGUGGGAAAGAGGUCAAAGGUUACGUCUGUCAGUCCACCGUGGUUCCCUCCGAAAUCAGGAGUCAGAGCGUGGUGUCCACACAGCCAUUCAUCAUCGGGGAUUCGCUCAUCGGGGUGACCACGGAAGAAACCCUGAGCGGCAUCUCUUCUCCAAAGUUGUUGUUUCCCUCCAAGUCCAGCCUGCCAGACAUAAUCUUCUAUUACAAGUCCAGUGAGACGACUCAGGCCUGUAAACAGGGCCGCACAGCUACCAUCAGACUGAGGUGUGACCCCACAGAGACCACUAAAGACCACGUCACGCUGCCCAGGAACUGUUCAGAGGGGACGUGUGAUGGUUGUACUUUCCACUUCCUGUGGCAGAGCCAGCACGCAUGUCCGCUCUGCACCAAAAACCACUACAGGGAGAUCGUCAGUGCCUGCAUCCAGGGAAUACAGAGAACCACCUACGUGUGGCAGCAGCCAUUGCAGUGUUUCGGUGGAGAGUCACUGCCGGCACAGAAAGUCAGCGCCUGUGUGACUCUGGAUUUCUGGCUGAAGUUUGGAGUUUCCACGGGAACGAUCGCUGCUGUGCUGCUCAUCAGCAUCAGCUGCUAUUUCUGGAAGAAGACACGCAAGCUGCAGUAUAAAUACUCCAAGCUGAUGAUGAACUCUGGAGGUAAAGAGUGUGAGCUGCCCACUGCAGACAGCUGUGCCAUCAUGGAGGGAGAGGACGCAGAGGACGAGCUCAUGGACCUCACCAAGAAGUCCUUCUUCACCAAGAUCAAGACCUUCUCCAGAGAGAGGACAUCAGAUGGAUUCGACUCAGUUCCACUGAAAUCGUCUUCACACCUUCAGAGAGAGGAGGAAGACUCUGAUGAAGCUUAACUCAGAGGAUGAAGAAGUGUUAAAAACAGACCCGAGACACAGAAAACUGAUGCAUUUUAUUUAUUAUAAAUGAUAUAUCUUACUGCAGAAAAAUAAAAUAACAAUGUCAUUUAGCAUUAUUUGUCAAAUGUAUGGGUGCCAAACCUAAUAUUUUAAUGGAGAGUCUCCAUAUUGGGGAUAUUCUGUAUUUUCACAGCACUGUGGUGAAUUAAAAAUGCUAAAGUUACAUCGGUGUGUACAUUUUACAUAACUGUGAGGGUGUAUUUAAUUUUAUUUUCCUCUGUUAUUUUUGUUAUUUUAUCAUCAAGCUAGCCAGUUUUUUUAUUAGACCAUCCAUUUAUGCCACCUAUUAUUCAACACCAAACCUUAUUAUAUGAUUUAUUGUGAAGAAAAAUUUUUUUUUAAGUGCAUCUCUAGAAACGAAGACAAACCUCUUAUGCUGCCUUCAUGUGUCAGAUCAUACUGCAUAAUAAUUACACAUUCACCACUUCAUGUUUAUUAUAUAAUACUUUUAUGUUACUACUUUAUACAUUUUUAUGCCUUUUUACGUGCCUUUGAUUGCAAACAAAAAAUUGUCCCAUAUAGAAAGUAUUUUUUGUGUUUGUUAGUUUUGUUCAGUUUAGACAAUCAGUGAAUUUUACUUCACAUGGACAUUUAACAAAUGUGUGAAAUAUUGACACUCAAUUUAAAUAUGGUGAAACAGAAAUAUGUGAUGUGAAUUGCAAAUGUUCAUUUUUUUGCAUUUUUCCACGGAAUAAUAAAAUGAUGAUUUCUGCUACUUUAUAACUCUACUGGACUACAUUUCAGAA